AUGGUUUCUAGUCGUCACCGAGUUUCACGGCCAGGUCCUCAUUCUCACAAGGUCUCUACGCGGCGCCAUAGGACGCAGCAGCUCAGGCCACAAGGGAUUUAUCACCAUAUCAACAUUCAGCGAGCACCCGACGAGGAGGAGGUCGUGGACCCUAAUACCGAGACUGUGGAAGACUUUGUCCUCAAGGACUCCAUACAAACAGAGAUCGAAGAUCAAUUGCUAUACGCGAUAAAGCCACCUUCCGCUACAGAAGCCCCGACUCGACCUCACUCAUUUGCUGAAGCAGUCAUGUCGACGCGCCGUGGUCGAUCUAAUCGCGUCGACGAUGGUUCUGAUGCUACUCUUGCCGGACCCGUAAGCCUCGAGUCUCUUGGGCCUUUCAAGUAUACAUUCAAGAAGAAAAAGGUUUCCAAGUGGGCGCCGUUCGAUCUGGGGGCCACUGACAGUGCGAGCGAGGAGGGAAGCGUUGCGGAGGCGGGACCGGUCUCGAGGGCAGCUUCGCCAAGCUCACAGAUUCCUGGAGCCGCAUCUACGUUUACAUCGACAUCUUCCUUCAUAACACGACUACCUCCCCAUCCAGCUCCAACUUCACCAAUUCCAUCUCUCGAACAGAGCAAUUCGGCCACUUCAUUCACUACUCCGGACAAAGUCACGCGUUACAUUGGUGCACCGCAUACCCCAACCGACCCAGAUCCGACUCCAACGCAAGCACGCUUCGAUUUGGCUGCACUGAGUCUUCGUGACCUGGGUGGUGAUGCUGUAAAUCGAGCGUCUCCAGAUUACACUGACUCCGGCGUCUCCGAUACUGAAUCUACAAGGCUCCGGACUGAAGAAGCCAUGGCGAGUUUGACUCAGUCCUUCGGUUCCAACAAGGCUACAAAAGCUGGCGGCGACGAUUUCGACGCUCUCGAGUGGGAUAACGACCCGGCCGCUCCAGACCAGUCGCCAGAGCCAGUCGCAGCCAACCCACAGCCUCUUGCUUACACCACCGUUGGAUCCAUUGUCAACCCAAAUACCGUUCCUCAAUUCACUGCUCCGAACCGGGUCCAGCGUGAGGGUUCUGGCCGGAGAUCUUUGUUGCCAAUGAUGCAGGGUCGUCACCACGAUUCCUUCUUCCAGCAUCGCGCUCCACCGCCACCAUUGAAUAUGCAGAACUCGAUGCAAUACACCCAGCAGCUCGCCCAUACCCCCAGUCGUUUUAACCUCAAUCAAACCCCAACACCAAACCCGUCUCGCUCUUCUCGGCCUAUACGUUCACUUCGUCAAACCUCCUCGUUAACCGAACAAGAGAAGAGCGUCCUGACGAAGGUGCAAGGCCCAAUGGCUCCGCACAUGUUCUCGGGAAAUCGCGCAGGCCCCCAAGUUAGAUCAGCUCCCUCCGAUAAGCUCUUCUCGACGGCUACGGAUGCGACAUAUCUGGUGGAUGAGGUGGAAUUAGGACGCUCCAACAAUCUACAAGGUCAAGCUUCUGUUCAAGGCCUUGAGAAGAUGCAGACAUUACAGAGACUCGCCAAAUUUGAUAACCCUAUGCGAAAUAUUGCUCAGAGCCGCCUUUCUGAAUUCUCGGUUUCUAAAUCGACUGGUCAGACCACAACUCGCAAUAACGCAGUAUUGACGAUCGAAGCAUUGCUUCGUGACAAAACCGCGACUCCUACGACCACUUUGGCUAAGGCGGGUACGAAUGCCAGCGGGCACGGAGAACUUGAUCGUAACUAUCAAUUUCCCCCUCCAGGAUUUACCGGCCCAUCAAAAGCUCAAAUCAAUCCGCUGUUUGGUGCGUACAGUCGAUCGACUGCAGAACCCUUGAGAGGUCCCGCCAACCGUCCGGGCUACCCGGCUCCUCUCACUGCUGGACCCCCAGGUCAACGACAAUAUCAGGGAGCGGCGAACAAGUCAAAUACGGUCCACACUGAUAACCCAUGGGCGUCUGACACGCGAACUUCAGCCUUCAAUUCAUAUGCCGAUAAUAAUGCUCUAACUACUUCGUCAUGGGUCGACUCGCACAAUAUGAUGCCCGCGCAACCAUUUAUAGCCCAGUCUAUUGUUCCUCCUCACAAUGGUGGAGGUUGCAACUCGAACCUUGUGGAUACACUUCCUGUACCUGUCGCUUCUAAGUACUAUCCACGAGGCAUUCCAACCGACAUGACCGGAGCGACUACCCCUCUUCCAUACCUCACACAGAGGAAGAUGGGCCAGAUACCUAAUGACCCGGAACCACAAACGAUGCAAGAGAAGAAAGCCAAGAAAAUGGAAGAACUUGAUAACUGGUUCUAUGAUGGACAAAGACGCUUUGCCACCAUGUCAGCAGAUGAUCAUAUCAAAGAUCUCGAAGAACGUAAACGAGCAUGUGCCAACAAGUUUGGACCUAUUGGACCACCGGCCAAGAAGAAUCUUCCAACUACUAAAAAAGAGCCUUUUACCGCUGAAGAUAUGAGUAGAAUGACCGUCGCUGAUGCUGCGGCCCCUCUCCUUGAUGCCGCUUUCGGGACACUACUAAGUUAUGGAACUAAGAUCAAGGCCUCGGAUACAGCAAAGGUCCUCAGCAAGUUUGAACCUAGCCCGGCUUGGCAGAUUGAUGAUACCGACAAAGGCAACACUUCAUUCUUUGGAGAAGAUUGGGGACCGCCACCGAAGAGAGCCGGCAGGGAUCCUAGAUAUCAGUCAACCUUCCACAACCCGCAAUCAACCAACUGGGAGAAAUAG
Molecule: messenger RNA, 2703 nt
Organism: Amorphotheca resinae ATCC 22711
Lineage: Eukaryota; Fungi; Ascomycota; Leotiomycetes; Helotiales; Amorphothecaceae
Exons: 2
Coding region: 1-2703 (900 amino acids)
Source: RefSeq, a predicted model, not a curated record